AUUUUAAUGAAGCAUUUCUUUUAAAAAGUGCUUCUUUAUUAUCCUAACACAAAUUAGAUAGGAAAUCAAAAUAAAAGCAUUCAUGUACCCGAAGCAGGUUUAAUACAUUAUACUACUCCACUACCUGUUUAUCAAUUUUUUAUAAAGGUUGGAAUUCUGAUGUUGGAUUCAAUAAUUGAUGCAGUAAUAAUAUCUCCAAUAAGAAUAAUUUUAUUUAUUUUAACUAAAAACAUAAUUUCAAUUUAAUUUAGAUUGGACUUAAUUUAAACCAUAAUGAUUUGGACAAUAACUUGGCUUUUCACAUUUAACUAUUUUGAAGUUGGAUUUUGGUAUCAUAUAAUUAGAGGUUAAUCUUAAAUCAAACUAUACGGAAUAAUCUAGAUUUUAGAUUUACUUGAUAGGUUGGCUUGUACAUAAGGUGAUUACAUAAUAAGACAACUGUAUUGGUAAAAUGUUUACAAAAAUUAAUCUGUUAUUAAUAGAUAUUUAUUCUAUUCAUUUAUUUAUAUCUUUGCUCAUGCAUGUUUAUUAGGAUUAUAAUUGACUGUUUAUAAUGUAAUAUUUAGUUAGAAAGUUUAACUUUUAUAUCUAGCUUUAUUUGUUUUAAGUUUAAUCAAACUUAAGGGAUCAGUGUUUAAAAAAUAAGAUGAAAAGUCUUGUAUUUCAACAGCUAUAAAUGAUGGAAGAGAAUAUUUUCAAAAAGCGCUAUAUAUAAUAUUGAUUUCAAUGAGUGUAAAAUUUACUCCAGUAGACUUUUAUUAUAAAAUUGGAUUUUAUUUUUUUAUAGAGCUUUUAGGUAUCAAAUACUUAUAUAAUUAGUUGAUUCAUUUAAAUACAUAUCAAUUUUUCAUUUAAAUAGUGUACCUAUUAAUGUACUUACUGAAUAGACAAAAAGUCUCUCAAAUUUUAUGUAUGCUGUAUCGAUAUAAUAAGAUAAAAUAAAGGAACUCUCAUUGAUUGAUUAAAAAGACUUAUGUAUAGUUUUGUAGAAUGUAUGAACGUAAAUUAAUCCUAGGUUCCACUUGCUUAAGCUAAAAUCAUAGGAAAAUUCAAUAUUGUAAUUUUUCCUUAAGUGAUAAUCUCUUUGAAAAUGUUGGCUUAUAAUUUUUAAAAGCAUACACAAUCUUUAGAGUAAGAGGAAUAUAUUUAUAUCGGGUUCAUUAUAUUAAUAAUUUUAUCCUUUACUAAAAUAAUAAUAUUUUUAUAUCAUAGAAACAGCUAACUCUACUUGCAUGUAAAUAAAUUAAAAGAUUGA
Molecule: messenger RNA, 1255 nt
Organism: Paramecium sonneborni
Lineage: Eukaryota; Ciliophora; Oligohymenophorea; Peniculida; Parameciidae
Source: the annotation of a GenBank genome assembly